UUAAACAAUCAACCGAAGAAGAAGUCGUUGCCUUCCCAGUCAAGCUAAGGUCGUUGCAGCAGUUCGCCGCAGAUAUGAUGUCUCUCGCUGCCCGGUCAGGGGCAUUUUCCCCUUACAUGCAGGCUACAGCUGUUGCUGUCGCUGGUCCCCUGAAAGCACUGGUACCCGGGGUUGUUGUAAAAGGAGAGAAGAUUUUGUUGACCCCGAAAAAAACGUUCCUGUGCCGCGAAUCGCUCAGCGGUCAAAGCCCAAAGACGGGGCCUGCUGUGACAGUUAGCAUCAAUGGCUGUGCAGCGGUGCGUUAUGCCCACACAGACGUGCGGGUGCCGGACUUCUCUGACUACAGGCGCCCCGAGGUGCUGGACCCCAGCAAGUCGUCCCAGGACAGCAGCGAGGGGAGGAGGACCUUCUCCUACCUGGUGACGGGCGCCACCACCGUGGUGGGUGUCUACGCCGCCAAGACGGUGGUCUCUCAGUUUGUGUCUUCCAUGAGCGCGUCGGCGGACGUCCUGGCCCUGUCCAAGAUCGAGAUCAAGCUGAGCGACAUCCCCGAAGGCAAGAACAUGACCUUCAAGUGGAGAGGCAAGCCGCUGUUCGUGCGCCACCGCACGGAGAAGGAGAUCGCCACGGAAGCAGGCGUCAACCUGGCGGAGCUGCGAGACCCGCAGCACGACAAGGAGCGCGUGCAGAACCCCAGCUGGGUCAUCGUGCUGGGCGUGUGCACGCAUCUGGGCUGUGUGCCGAUCGCCAACGCUGGCGACUUUGGAGGCUACUACUGCCCGUGCCACGGCUCGCACUACGACGCCUCGGGCCGCAUCAGGAAAGGCCCCGCUCCCCUCAACCUUGAGGUUCCCUACUACGAGUUUCCAGAUGACAGCACGGUGGUUGUUGGAUAGAGAACGUGAUAAAACAGCAGGUGUUACAGUGUUCACGUGUCAGUGCUGCUGCCAGCUGCAGCGGGAAACUUUGUCUCAGCGCCACAAGCCUCUCUAACAGUCCUCUCUAUCUACUGGAGUUCAUGGAAGGUAAUCUCUUUAACACAAGGACAGAAAAGCAUUUGGAAUGAAUAGGUGAACACUUGGGCUGGGUAACGAAUUCAAUACUUUUGAGACAACGACCGAAUUGCCUCUUAAAGUAUCGAGUAUGGAAAAAUGCCUCGCCAUUCAAUACCUAAGGAGUAAAUCGCAUCAGUCAGUGAGCCAAUCAGCACGCAGCAUGCUUCUACCAAGAUCUAAUAAUGUAUGUGAUUGGCUGUAUAACAUUACACGUCGUAGAGACACGCAGGAAAAAUUCUACGUGACACAGAGACGGCUCACGUAGUCGGAGCUGGAACAUGAGAUUUGUGCUGUAAUCUUGCCAUUUCUUUUUGUUUCAUGAAAUUGUUCAGGAAGCGGUAUAAAAGUCACAGUAUUGGUACUGGUACCGAAAUGUUUUGAAGGAUACCCAGCCCUAGUGAACACCAGGCAGAGUCCAUCCUCUCUGGUUUCCUCAUGUCAGAAUAUCACGUGAACAUGACCUAAACACCUGCUUAUCAUAUUAACUUAUAGUCCAUUUAACCAGCCCAGAACAAAUGUUGUGUUCACGUCUGCUUAAUAAAGAUUUGUAUUUUAUUUGAAAACGUGGA
Molecule: messenger RNA, 1624 nt
Organism: Perca fluviatilis (European perch)
Lineage: Eukaryota; Metazoa; Chordata; Actinopteri; Perciformes; Percidae
Gene: uqcrfs1
Product: cytochrome b-c1 complex subunit Rieske, mitochondrial
Exons: 2
Coding region: 75-896 (273 amino acids)
Biological process (GO): mitochondrial electron transport, ubiquinol to cytochrome c
Cellular component (GO): membrane
Molecular function (GO): quinol-cytochrome-c reductase activity; 2 iron, 2 sulfur cluster binding
Source: RefSeq, a predicted model, not a curated record